Messenger RNA from Trypanosoma grayi, 4938 nucleotides. RefSeq lists its product as hypothetical. The record is from RefSeq and is a predicted model, not a curated record. The transcript has a single exon. The coding region runs from base 1 to 4938 and encodes 1645 amino acids. Lineage: Eukaryota; Euglenozoa; Kinetoplastea; Trypanosomatida; Trypanosomatidae.
AUGACGGUGAGCACGGCCACAGCUGCUGCGGCCACCGCAACUACGGCACCACCACCAGCAGCAGAAAAAGCAGAAACUGCUGCUUCUGGUGCAAAGAAGCCUGAUUCAAUCCCACCAAAGCGUGGUCGAAAGAAGUCGAAGGAAGUGACUGAUACCCGAGUGGACGCAGCACCGCGUGCCACACAUGCCUCUGCAACCAGCACAAAGAAGACGAUCGUGCCACCGCCCGCUGUGGUGGCGGAGAUACCAAAAGAAGUGUGCGAAACAAUGCAAGAGCCCACACCACUCUUCGCAGUUGAUGUUCUCCGUAUAGUCGGGGAAUGGAGAACUGCCUGCGCAGAUGCACCGCUGGAGGGAGCCGAUAAAACAGAGACCCAAGAUGAGAACAAGGGAGAUGUCUCUUCUCCCCCCUCCCUCGAAAGAUCCAGUGUAAGAGGGACAACCACCACACUGGGGUCUGCCGCACUGGGUGCACUGCUUACUCGUGCAGUGAAACUACCGGAAGAAUUCCCAGAGCUUCAUCACCUGCUAAGCAUGCAGCUGCCGCAGUGUCGACACCCUCGAAAUAGGGUAACCGUUCUUCACGCAACAGAUGUCGUGAGAAAUGUCGAUCAGUUAAGUGUUCUUGUCGCCUUUCUGUGUUUGUACCGGGCUAGCGCGUUUAACAGUGCACCGGUGUACGAGGGGGUCGUGGGGGAACUCGUGCGUGCAAUUGGCCUGUGGCGCGAGGAGCUGGAUAUCACCUCAAGGACACAGCAGCAGCAGCAGCAACAACACCACGAGUAUGCUGAAAUGAAGAAGGCGUUGAUGUGGCUUGCCCUGGAACUAAGACGGAGCCACUUUGAGGCUACCGCUGCUGUUAGUAGGACUAACGCCGCAGCGACGAAAAAGAAGCAGAAGCAGAAGGGAAAAGAGAGUGAAAGGAAGGAAAAAACGAGGGGUGCGGCGUUGAAGGGCAAUACCUGCGAUCACAAGAAGUGGCUGGAGGAUACCACACAGGCCCUGCUCGUGGAGGUUGCCGUUUCAACUGCCAAUCUCAUCGCGCAUAGGGCGAGUAGUUCCAAACUGCAGUCUCUCAGCGAAGGCAUCUUGGAUAUGGCGGUUGUUCUUCUCACCACUGAGAUGGCCGGUGAGUCGCAGGUACACACAAAGGAGGCAGACAUUUGGGUAAAGUGCAUUUCCCAUUUGGAGAUUGCAGUGGACGCGUACUUGCGCCAAAAAGCGGCACUUGAGGGUGCAAUGUGCAGCGUGCUGGAUGUGCGGGCACACUGCAUUGAUCUGCUUGAUGCGCUGCGGAUGUUAGCAAUUGUGGACACCGCCAUUCCUCCGCAGCUGCGGGAGCGCACAAAGCACGAUGUGGUGGACUGCUUCCUGAAGCUCUGCGGCGGUGUUGGUGCACAGCCAGCAGUUUUUUCGGAUGUGCUAUGCAGCGUGGAAAUUGCGCAACGAGUGCGGGCAUUACCAUCGAGGGAGCUCUGCGACGCCAUUGAGGCAGCCGUUUUCACAGGUGCAGCGCUCUUUUGCGAACGUGCCGAUGACAACGCUCUCGAGCAGCUGCUACAGCGCAUAAACACCGAAAGCGAGACAUCGACGCAUGAUGGCGGCAAUACCGAGAUAAACGAGAAUGAUGAGAGAGACGGAGGAUUACAGGAAUUACCUCCGCUGUCAAGGCGUGCAAACGUCGCGUUUGCGCUCUUCUCUGUUGGGUUUGAUCCUGAAGCUGUGUUGAAGAGUGGCCUGUGCGUGGGACACUCCGCGUUGGAGGUGCUCGAACUGCUGCAAGGUGCUGCAAAUUUCUCUCGGUCGUUUGCUCUUGCACCGCUGCCGGCGCGCCUAGCUAUGUCGCUCACGUCUGAGAGCGCAACACUCAUUGAGGCUCGUAUACGAGCAGAAAGCCGAGCAGGUGCCUCUCCGACGGAGCUGCUUGAGGCGCCUAAGUCCCUUCGUGAAGUUUUGGAGGAGAAUGAGUUAACGUACAAGAACAGGAAUGGUGGCAGCAUUAAUAGCGGUGGCCGAAAAUCGGGCUCCGUGUCACUUGGGAUGACUUUACAUUUGGCUCUCGCGACGGCGAUUGAGCUUCUUGUGCGUGGGGAAGAGAAGAGGAUGAGCACGCAUUUGGUGCGGCUGCUCACGCUGCUGGAGCGGGAGGGAUCGUAUCACUACCUUGUUGAUGGGCUGUCGCUGUUGAUAGACGGCUUUGUUGAGCGCUUCCGCCAUGCUGGAAGGCGUCAGCGUCUUUUGCAGCAUCACAUGCCAAACAAUACGUCUCUGGAGGUUGAACGAUCCCUAUCGGAGGUGACUGCGCUUUUUGUGCCGCGUGUGGUGGAGACAGUACAGCGGCAGUUGGCGAGAACAAGGCGUGAUAGCGUCAUGAACGAUGCGGAGCAAGGUGCUGCGAUGCAGUUGCUGCAGGAGGUCCUACACUUCACUGUCUACGUCAUUACAUGUGGUAUGAAUGCGACGACAGCGAAACAACUCGUGGGGCUCCACACAAUGGUCGUUAAAUCCCUCGGAUCCGGUGGCCCUGGCAAUGAUAUCGCGUCUUUGUCAGACACAGUGAACCGGUUGAACAUUCUUGUUUCGCACGUGGGUGCGAAACAGCGGGACCUUGGUCUCUCAAGACACCCUGGAUCACCAGGAUUACGGCAUUGCAGCACCGUCCUUAACGAUGUUGUUGCCGCUCAUUUGAAGCCGAUUGCCGCCGCCAUUCAGCGUGGUGGCAGCAUUGAGACGACGCGGGAGCGCUACCAUGUCUUCUCUAUCGUGAGUCUGUUGUUCCGCCUCGUCUCGGAGUAUGCGGUGGAGGUGGAGCCUGCUGAGUUGCGGGAGUUCCGCACCGACGUGUUGGAUCCUGCACUGACGCGUGUUCUGCAGCAAACGAAUAAUGGGACUAGUCAGCGGGAUGAGGCGCUAGAUCUAGCUGCGAUAAGCGAGAUCACGGUCGUGAUGUGCGUUCCUCGCACGAUUCAUCACCUCUCUCGCCAGCUGCUGGAUCAACUCGCCACUGCUGUAGAGAUUGCGACGCCAAAACAGCUUAAUCAAGCACGAACAAAAGAGCAGAAGCGCCAAAACAGCAAAAUAGCGGCACGCCUCCUUAUUUCUGUUGCUGCUGUGUGUCAGUUGCGGCAGGAAAAGCUUACAGCACGGUACCUCACAGUAGUAGAAGCACUUGGACCGUUGCUACUACCUGCUGAUGUAUCGGCGGUUUUGGGGGCAUUCGUCGAGUUCCAUGUGCCUGCCGACACUGAAGCGGUGAUUGCGUUGCGUAGUCAACUGGCGACGGAGGCGGGAGCACCCAAUUCCUCACUCUCUGUGCCUGAGACAAUGUUGGCGUUGCAGGUGCUGUGCGAGUUGGAGGACACCAAUCGACUUGCCUGCGCAGCUAUACUGCGACGUAUUGUCGAUUCUGGCUACCAGCUAAGUCCGGGGGAAGCUGGCAUCGUUGUGCGCAUCGCCACAAAGUUGCAGCUGUUGGGAGGUGCCCUCACGGACGCAGACCUGAAGUUUCUAGGUGAUCUUCCAACGUCGCUUGCGGAGACGGUGCUUCAGGUGCGGCAGCAGUGUUCCCCCUCAGAUUUGCCGCUCGUAUUGCAGGGCUUUUCACAGUUGAACAGGGAGCGCUACGGUGAUUUACAGGACCGCGUAAUGAAAGCAUACAUCCUGCGGACAAUACAACUGCGGCAGAUGCUUAGUCCAAAAGAGGUUGUCGAGUGUCUCGAGAGCUACGCGGCAGCGCGGGUGAGCCACCAGUACGUCUUUGGUGUGCUGCUGUCACGUGUGGCUGACAUUAAGUUAAAGUUCUCACUGCCACUUAUAGUGCGGCUUGUAAUGUGUGGUGUGAAUGCUACGUGGGAUAAGAGUGUUCAGACGGCUUGCCUCACCGCCGCGCAGCCGGUGUUUCUCGGGCUUGUGCGUCACUUGCUGCAGAGCGACCCAGCCUCGCUCCCCUCUGUCGCGAGCAACGCUGUUGUGGUACUAGAGUGCCUCACCGAGGCAUUCCCGAACGAUCCGACAAGCGACCUUGUGCUGCAAAACAUGGCAUCGCACCACACGGCUCUUUCACUCACGACUACGUUGGCUGUUCUUCGCCUCAUCGAAAGGAAAAGCUCGACAGAGUACAAUAUUCUGCGCUGUAUGACAGAACACGCUGCGGCGGUGCUAUUCCCGCAAACGUCUCCACGUGAAUUUGCAGACCUUACACGACAAUUUGUUCAGUGCGGCGUUCGAUCCCGGACGCUGCUUAGCGCAGUCGCCAAGCGAUUUCAAGAAGUUAAGGAUAAUUGCGAUGGAGGUGUACUCGCAACCCUUUCAGAGGCUUUCACCAUUGCCCACGUUGAUCUAGAGAAGGCGGUAAUAACAACGCUUGUCGAGCGAACGGUGGCAAUUUCGCAGAGUCCUGACAAUACCCUGCCUAUCCCACACUGUGUCACCAUUCUCAAGUUAUUCGAGCUUCUGGACCUCGCCGACGUGGCACAUGCGACCACCCUGCUUCUGGACAGUGUCGCGGCAACGUUGGAAGAGGACGAAAGGUGUCAAACUGGAGUUAUACUUCGUUCCCCAGAGGACAUCAACGUUCUUAUAUCCGCCUGCCUGCGUGUGAAUUUGCCACAACAUCUAAAGCUUUCUCGUCGGUGUGCCGACGAACUUUUUAAAAUCAUUGAAUCGGAGCGCUCUGGUGAGGGCCAGCAGCGUCCUGUGGGUGGCGGCUGGCAGGCCGACCUCAUGCUGGUCGUCCGGCUCACCAGUGGAGUGGUGCAGUUAGGGUUGGCAGACCACCCUGUAGUUCCUCACCUCUUCGAUACCCUGUAUGAGAAGAGGAGUGCGCUGAUGCGCCGUAGGCUGCUUAUGCAGACGGCCACAGAGAUGAUCCAGACAGCGGGGGAGGAAGCACAUCAGCAACUGUACGCACUCCUUGUGGAGGGAAAAUUGGUGGCGUAA